This is a messenger RNA of Corapipo altera (White-ruffed manakin), 501 nucleotides long. RefSeq names its product protein shisa-like-1. The record is from RefSeq and is a predicted model, not a curated record. NCBI's taxonomy places the organism in Eukaryota, Metazoa, Chordata, Aves, Passeriformes, Pipridae. The coding region runs from base 1 to 501 and encodes 166 amino acids. The transcript is spliced from 3 exons.
AUGAUGCUGGGUGGGCUCCUGCUCCAGCUGCUCCUCACCACGGCGCUGUUCCCCAGCAUCAUUGGGACAGUCUCAGUGCAGAACCUGCACCUCUGCGAGGGCUACGUUGGCCGUGACGGCCGCUCCCACCCUGGCUUCUACUGCCCACGGCUGACUGACCCCCCCGGCUACCGCUACUGCUGCCAGCCCAGCCCGCGCGCCCUCAAGUCCUGCUGCUCCCAGCUGGCCCUGGAGGCCCUCACCGGGGUGAACCUCUCCAGCCUGGCCAGCCCUGAGCUACUCCGGAACCCACUGGCCUUGCCCUUCGUUGGGCUCUACGGGCUCCUUGUCCUGCUGCUCAUGGCCAUCGACCUCUGCCACUUCUACUGGACCCGACGCUGCCACCUCGGCCGCCUCCUGCCCUGCGCCCGCUGCCCACCCUGCAGACCCCGGGGAGGGCACCUGCCCCGUGCCCAGCCUUCCCACGGUGCCCCCAGCCUGAGCCCCAGCCGGGGCUGUUGA